Messenger RNA from Aspergillus saccharolyticus JOP 1030-1, 1140 nucleotides. RefSeq names its product MOSC domain-containing protein. Lineage: Eukaryota; Fungi; Ascomycota; Eurotiomycetes; Eurotiales; Aspergillaceae. The transcript has a single exon. Gene Ontology annotation, molecular function: pyridoxal phosphate binding; molybdenum ion binding; catalytic activity. Bases 202 to 1074 code for a protein of 290 amino acids. The record is from RefSeq and is a predicted model, not a curated record.
ACAGGUGUUGAUUUGCACUUGGCAAAGCUUUGCCUUGUUUAUGUCCAGGCAAAGGAAACUGCGUGGCGUGCCAAUUGUUCUGUAAGCACAGGUCUUAAGGCCUGUCAAAAGGCAGCCUUGGCCACGAGCCAUGCCGGAUAGUUCCAUGUGUCGAGGAAAAGUUGUUCCUUCACGUCUUAUCCCAUCAAUGAGCCCAGUUCCAUGGCUCCGAUACCUGCAGACGACGUACUGUUAUGCGUACGCAUUGGCAAAGUCAGACGACUGGGCCCAGGGUCUGUGACUUCAGCCAUCGAGAAGUCCCCAUGCGAGGGCAGGGUGUAUGUCAGCGAGCAGGGUAUAACCGGCGACGAACAGGCGUACGAGCAUCACGGUGGAUUUGAUAAAGCUCUCCAUCAAUACUGUGCUCGUCAUUACAAGUUCUGGAAGCUCGAGGUCCCCGAGCGGGCACACUUGUUCGACAUAGGUGGAUAUGGGGAGAAUAUCUCAGCCAACUCUUUCGAUGAGGCCAACACCUGCAUCGGCGACAUCAUUGAAAUCGGCACGGAAGGCGUUCUAGUCCAAGUCAGUGAGCCCCGACAGCCAUGUUUCAAACUCAACCGUCGGUUUGAAUUUGCGCAAGCUUCGGUCCGAACGCAGACGACCCGAAGGACAGGGUGGUAUUUGCGCGUCUUGAAACCUGGCUUCAUACAGGCGGGGGACAAGAUUCGAUUAGUGAAUCGCAUCAAUCCGGAAUGGUCUAUUAGUCGAGUCGGACAGUUUCUUUGGGAAGACCGCAAGAAUGUCGAGGCAUUGAGGGUUCUCAGCGACCUGCCUGGGCUAGGCAAGGAGAUUGCGCAGGUAUUUCGGCAACGACUCGCCACCCAAGAAGAAGAGGAUAUGCAGUUUCGUCUCAACGGAGAAGCGUCGAUGUGGGCGGAGACGACUCAGGGGCGAGCAAUCGGGACAGCCGCCGUGGUCAUUCUUGCGAAAGUGUUUCUGUUAGUUGGGAUUGUGUUUGGGCUAUGGUUGCGACUUAGGAUGAUGGCUGUUGGGUUAAGCGCAGACUCUGAUAGUUGUACCAUUCCGGAACUCUAAGGAACUCGAGAAAAUAUGUCCAAUCAAGAUUUGAUGGGUGGCUUAAAGAGGAUAUGGAUGCCAUUG